Messenger RNA from Melanotaenia boesemani (Boeseman's rainbowfish), 1923 nucleotides. It is a transcript of the gene znhit2, whose product is annotated as zinc finger, HIT-type containing 2. The record is from RefSeq and is a predicted model, not a curated record. Bases 143 to 1864 code for a protein of 573 amino acids. The transcript is spliced from 2 exons. Lineage: Eukaryota; Metazoa; Chordata; Actinopteri; Atheriniformes; Melanotaeniidae.
ACGUCAUUUAGCUGCGACAGUUAGCUGCGUCAUCGGAACAAACGCCAAACGUUGUUGUGAACGCUACAGUUAGAGUAGUUGCCACCGUUCACCUCACCGCUUCCUCCUACUCUAUUACAACACCGAGCUCAGUUUACAGCUAAUGAAUCCGUUAAUUAGACGGAGACUUCCUCCGUCCGUGAGGAGUCUUCUGACGAACAUAGGUCCAAAGGAGGAGGAAUGGACUGAUAAAGAACCCGACACGGUGACCAGAGAUGGGAUUCUGCUCCCAUCCAGAGGACUUGCAUCUGGACAAGAGGACUUUCUCUCUCCAGCCAAGACCAAGGAGGAAAAGGCAACAGAGGCUGGGAGUAAUACCAGGAGGAAUGCAGUCUGCACGUUGUGUAAAUGUAAACCCUCUUGCUACACUUGUCCCCGCUGUAACAUCCAUUACUGUGGGUUGGCUUGCUAUCAGAGCAAAGAACACUCAGUGUGUUCAGAGGAAUUUUACAAGGAGUCUGUUCUUCGUGAGCUGAAGGAGAUGGGGAAAACAGAAACUGAAGGCAGAAAGAAAAUGCAAGAGAUUCUGUUGGGACUCAGACAAAAAGCAGAAAGUACACAUGGGGGGAUGGAGAGUUUGUUGAAAGAAGUAGGUAUUAUGGGAGAUGACACAGAUGAGGGCGAAGGAGAAGCAACAGAAAAGGUGCAGGUUAUGGAGCUCCUGUCCAGAUUAGCAGAGCUUCAGCAGUCUGGACAGGGGAAUGCAACAGAGUUUGAGGAUAUUUUGAGAAAACUUGAAGAGAUUGGAGGAGGAGAACUACUGCCUAGAGACACUGCUGAGGAUUUUGAAAGUGAAGAGGAGGAGCUGGACUUGGCAGACCGGUUGUUGGGGUUGGAUAUCGAUAAACUUUCAGAGGAUGAACUCUGGGAACUUCUUAACAAUAAAGAGAAAGAGACGUUUAUCGAUCUGAUGAAAGGUGGAGCUCUUGGUGGGCUAGUCCCUCUUUGGGAGCCCUGGUGGGAGGAGCAUGAGCAAGACAGGAAAGCACUAGUGGAGGUGCUUGAGGAAGAAAUGGGUAAGCUAGAGAGCGAAACUACAACAGUUAAAAAUGAGCAGGGCUGUAACAAUAAGGUCAAGCCAUCAGAAGAAGGGGUUGAGAAGAUGAAAAAUGUCAAAGAAAGAAUAAGAAAGAAAAAAAGAGCAGAUAAAGGAAGUUCUCCUGUGGGAAGAGUUCCCCCAAUUUCUGCAAAAAUUCCAAAGUUGAGUAAUUUAUGUGCAAACCCAUCACCUCUGGUAUGCUACAGUUUAGUCAAUGCACUUUAUAGCUAUGCCUUUACCUUGUGUCGGUUGAAUGGUGACACUGAUUCACUCAGGUUUGAGUUCUGUGACAUGAUAAUCGCUCUGUCUGAGGCACUGAACUCAAGCAGGGUGUUCAACUCUGUCCAGGAAGCCUUAGACUGUGGAGAAGCUCUUAUUCUCAAUGGAGGCUACCUUGACAGGGAUGAUCCUCAAGCUCCAGCCAGGUCUAUGGAAGCCGUGGCUCAUAUCAUGACCGGAAGAGACAGCCAGGAUGCUACUGGAUACUGCCUUGCAGCUUUGAGUCAGCUGCGCUCAGUGCUGUCUGAGGCCAGAACAACCCUGUCUAAAGAAGGAGAGGAAGGGGCAAAGAGACAGAAGUACUUCCUUGCCAGCAAGAAGUGUGAAUUCUUUCAAGCCUGGAUGUUGGACAAUGCACACCAGAUUCAUAGACUGGCUAUUGAGCUGUGGAGUGAACACAGUAGAAGAGAGAGUGUGAGAAAGGGCAUGGAGAAAUCAAAAGUUGAGGAAAAUUUCAAAAAUGGGAACAGGAAAGAGAACAGUAAGCUGAUUGAAGAAUUGAAUUAGUGAAUAUGUCUUUAUUGUGUUGGAUGUUAAAGUUCAAGCUGUAAUAAAAUUAACGAAAU